AUGGCGGGAGCGCGGCGGCUGCCGCUCCUUCUCCUCGCGAUCGUCGUCGCGCUCCCGGUCGGGAACGUCCGCGCCGCGUUCUCGCUGCGAGGGAGCGACACGCGAAGGGACGAGCGCCUCAUCGGAUGGCUCGGCGAGGUCCCGCGCGCGGACGCGACGACGACGACGAGGGAGGCGCCGCGCGCGGACGACGCGAGCGCGUCGUCGCUCGGGCCCACGCGCGACAUCGGCGUCGGCGACGCGCGCGUGGAGAAGCUCUCGGACUCCCCGCGCGCGUACCUCUUCCGAGAGUUCCUCACGAAGGAGGAGUGCGCGCACCUCAUCGAGAUCUCGACGCCGCACCUGAAGCGCUCGACCGUCGUCGGCGACGACGCGCUUCUCGGCGAGGCCGACGGCAGACGCAGCGACUACCGCACGUCCACGGGCGCGUUCCUCCCGAAGCUGUACGACGACGUCGUGACGCGCGUCGAGCGCAGGGUCGAAGCGUUCAGCCGCCUGCCGUUCGAGAACCAGGAGCAGCUCCAGGCGCGUUCUCUGCUGCGAUACGAGCUCGGACAGGAGUAUCGCGACCACGUCGACGGGUUCGCCACGGAGAACGGCGGCAAGCGCGUCGCGACGGUGCUGAUGUUCUUGGCCGAGCCGGAGGAGGGCGGCGAGACCGCGUUCCCGAACGGCGAGCCGAGCGAGGCGGUCGCGGCGCGGGUCGCGGCGCAGCGCGCGAGAGGCGAGCUCAGCGACUGCGCGUGGAGAGGCGGCGGCGGCGGUACAGCUGGCGGCGGGAGAGGAAACCUAAGAGGGUUCGCGGUGAAACCGAGGCUCGGGGACGCGGUCCUCUUCUUCUCCUACGACGCGGACGACGACGGCGGGUACGACGGCGCGGAGGUGAGCCACGCGAGCACGCACGCGAGCUGCCCGACGACGCGCGGGGUGAAGUGGACCGCGACGAAGUGGAUCCACGAGCGCGCGUUCGCGACAGGGACGUGGGAGACGCCGGAGUGCGUCGACCGCGACGACGGCUGCGCCGGGUGGGCGAGGGGCGGCGAGUGCGCGAAGAAUCCGGGGUUCAUGCUCGGGGAGGCGACGCCGGGGAGUUGUCUGAAGAGCUGCUGCGACGGCGGCGGCGGCGUGGAGAUGCCGCGCGAGAUGACGAUAUGGCAGAGGGAGUUUUGCGCGUCGUGCGAGGCGGGACGGACGAAGAAGGAAAUGGUCGUGACGCACGAGGAAAUUUAG
Molecule: messenger RNA, 1230 nt
Organism: Micromonas pusilla CCMP1545
Lineage: Eukaryota; Viridiplantae; Chlorophyta; Mamiellophyceae; Mamiellales; Mamiellaceae
Exons: 2
Coding region: 1-1230 (409 amino acids)
Biological process (GO): peptidyl-proline hydroxylation to 4-hydroxy-L-proline
Cellular component (GO): endoplasmic reticulum
Molecular function (GO): L-ascorbic acid binding; procollagen-proline 4-dioxygenase activity; iron ion binding
Source: RefSeq, a predicted model, not a curated record